Messenger RNA from Camellia sinensis, 961 nucleotides. RefSeq names its product F-box-like protein. Lineage: Eukaryota; Viridiplantae; Streptophyta; Magnoliopsida; Ericales; Theaceae. Gene Ontology annotation, biological process: protein polyubiquitination; SCF-dependent proteasomal ubiquitin-dependent protein catabolic process. Gene Ontology annotation, cellular component: SCF ubiquitin ligase complex. The record is from RefSeq and is a predicted model, not a curated record.
UGUUCACAAUCCAGCACGGAAUGACGUGAACAUACUUUGUUUUCCCUCACUUUCUCUGCAAUUUUCUUUAGCGAGAAAAUACAGAACCCAAGACACGCCACUCCCCCCGAACUGUUCCCAAAGUAUGAAGCAGUCCGAGGGUAUGCAAAACUCUCUCCCAGACGAUAUUGCCCUCAAAAUCGCCUCUUCCCUUCAGGGAUGGAGGGGCUUUUACAUUAACAAGCACAAUGAGAUGGCUAGCAGAGCAACUGUUCUGGUGGAUUUUUUAAAACAACAUUCGUCCACUGAAUCCAUUGAGGUUGGACAAUACCUGGCAGCAAUUGACGAGCUGUGCUCAAUUCAGUGUGGAUUUAAAGAUGUGCAGCUGUUCUUUUUCAAACCAAAGCUCAAUGUGCUGCUUAAUUUGGUUGGACUGCACUACUGCAUUAGUUGUCUUGGCAUUCCGGCUGAGUAUAUUGUGGAAGUACUUAAUAAAUGCAAAAUUUCAGAAAGGGAAGUGUGCGUUCGGUGGUGGAAGCUUGGCAGGUGGUUUUACGGUUUCUGCCUGCGGGACGAGUCUCAUUCUCGCACGUUCUCCUUGGGCAGUCUUGCCAUGGCCAAAGAGGACGAAGUUCUUGGAGUGCUUCACCGAGGUGCCAUUCAUGAGGUGCUUCGUGUGCAGAUUUCUGUUGCUAAACCUAUAUGUACUUCUUGGUCUUUCCAAUCCUCACCGACUCAAAAUUAGGGAAAGUUUCCACUGUGCAAUGCUGCACAUAUUUCACCCAAGUUAUAGUUUAGCAAUGUUUGUAUAUAUAUAUUUGAAGAGGGAAUUGGUUUUCAAAGUGAGAAUUGAACCUUAACCCCUCUAGGCUUGUGUGUAUUGAUGCCUAUAUGUAUGUGUGUACAUAGUCCAUUUGUAGAUUCUCACUCACUUUGAUUGAUGUUCUAUUUAUUGGUGGAAGCCUUGGUUCUUUUGGUAUUA